Molecule: messenger RNA, 1261 nt
Organism: Jaculus jaculus (lesser Egyptian jerboa)
Lineage: Eukaryota; Metazoa; Chordata; Mammalia; Rodentia; Dipodidae
Gene: C5H1orf174
Product: chromosome 5 C1orf174 homolog
Exons: 4
Coding region: 79-804 (241 amino acids)
Source: RefSeq, a predicted model, not a curated record
GCCCGCUGCGGGCCGUGAGCUGGAGACGCUCGGCGGAGCGUCUGGCAGCGGCGUAGGGCGGCCGUGCCGCUCACACUCAUGAGGAACAGGAAGCUCACAGGUGGAGUGCGAUCCUCCGCGCGCCUGCGGGCCCGAAGUUGCUCUGCAGCCAAUUUGGCCUCUGCCCAGGACGUCGCUGGCUCUUCGUCUGCCAAGACAGCAUGUCUGACGACUUCAUCACACAAGGCCCCAGACAGACGAAUUUCCAAGAAGUUCAAGUAUGACAAAGGUCACCUUUUGAAGGCAGAAUUACAGAGACUUGUCCCCAAAAGUGACAUUGCUGCUGUGCCAAAAGUGGUUCCCACAGCCCCUUGUGAAAAUGAGCUUGCAGAAGGGGGUGCCCAGCUCACAGACGGCGAGACUGUGAUCCCUGCCCAGCAGGAGAGUGCAGGUGUUCUUCCUGGCCGCUGCCAAGCUGUGAGUGAGAGUGAGGCUCCCUCAGCAGAGACUGAAGAUGGCCCGUCUGCAGCAGAACCCAGCUCUGGUGCACCAGCCCAGGAGCCAAACAGCAGUUCCAGCAGGCAGGCCGAGCCUGUGCUCCAAACAGAGGCAGUGCAGGCACCUCAGCUUCUCAUGGACAGCAGCGUCUUUCAGGAUGAUGACAGCAAUCAGCCCAUGCCAGUGAGCCGCUUCUUCGGGAAUGUAGAGCUCAUGCAGGACCUGCCACCAGCCUCUUCAUCUUGCCCUUCGAUGAGCAGACGAGAAUUCAGAAAAAUGCAUUUCAGAGCCAAAGACGAUGAGGAUGACGAUGAUGCAGAAAUGUAGAGAAUGGCUUCUUUGUGUAUUUUUAGUAUAGUUAACAACUGGACAGUAAGGUUUUAGAUUUCCACAAAAUGUAUCUCCAAGAGAAUGUUUUUAAUUGAACUUCAAAACUGAUCAAAGACAUGGCACAAAACACUCAACACCUGUGGAAGGUUCCUCCCAGAAACCCGUGAGCUGCUGCUGCUGCUGCUCCCGUAGCUUUCUUUACCUUCACCCACGAACCACCCUGCCUGGGUCAGCGAAGGCAGAACACAAGAGCCAUCUGUGUAAGGAAACCCAUAAGCAUGCUAGUGUUGAUGAUGCAUAAGCUUAUUUUACGUUAGCCAAGUGGAAUCAUUCUUGAGAUGAAUUCAGAGCCAGUUCUUAGACUUUCCUCUGCUUAUCAAUGUGAGCCUAAUUGUUUAACUUGAAAAUUUUACAGAAUGCUUAUAGGAAAGGAAUAAAAUCUAUUUUGAAAAUA